CAUUUUCUCGGGCCUUUCCGCGUCGUAUCCAAAUUGCGUGUUUCCGGUACAGUCAGAAUCGGAGUUUGUGUCAGACAUUUUGGACAGUUUCUUUUUUCCGUACAAAGUCUAUUCAUCUUAAGAAGACAAAAUGUCGUCGAUGAAAUCCAAGAAGAAGCACCGGUCUCGGACCCAGAGAUACACAUCAAAUGUGUUCGCCAUGUUUAACCAGGCACAAAUACAAGAGUUCAAGGAAGCCUUUAACAUGAUUGACCAAAACCGAGACGGUUACAUCGACAAGGAUGACCUUCUUGACCUGAUGACGUCACUAGGGAAGGAUCCCUCCAAUGAGUACCUAGAUAAGAUGGUGAGCGAGGCCCCGGGCCCAAUCAACUUUACCAUGUUUCUGACACUCUUCGGGGAGAAAUUAAACGGGACCGACCCAGAGGAAGUCAUUAAGAACGCCUUUGCUUGUUUCGAUGACAGAAAUGCAGGAUAUAUUAACGAAGACUACCUGCGCGAGUGCCUGACGACCAUGGGCGACCGGUGGACAGAGGAGAUGGUGGACGAACUCCUACACGGAGCCCCAAUCGCUGGCGGCAUGUUUGAUUACGUCGAGUUCACGAGCAUGCUUAAACAUGGCACCAAGGACAAGGACGAUGACGGGAUUCCGUCACUUCCGCCGGACCAACAGGCCUUCAAUCCGGUACAACCCUUGUAGUCUGUCGGAUAAACCGUGACUUACUGAACAAAAGCGUCGGAAAUGAGAAGGGAUAACACCUCUAUGACAUGUAGAACGAUAGAAUCAGUUUGUCCAAUUCCAUUCUAAAAUAUUCGCUGGUGGAAUUUAAUAUAUCCUGUGCAUUAGUACUGGAGGAGUGCACAAUGAUACCUACUUAAGUUAAUUCUGCGGAAUAAAUAAUUUUCUUUGGGGUGUAUUUUCGUGAAUUCCGAGUGCAUUCUUUAUCAUCAAAUGUAUAUGCCAGUGAACAUAUGUUAGCAUGGCAGAUUCUGAAAAAAAUCGUCCUCGGUCGAAUUUGGUAAAACUGCGAAAACUUUGCACCACGAAAAUAUGUGAUUUCGCAGUAUUACAUUUUGGUAUCCAUAAUUUAUUAGAGUAAUCUCCCUUUGAACAUUAAAUGAUAUCGAAAUAUACUCUUUAUUAAUGAUAUAUAUUUUUAGGAUUUUGUGAGUUAAAGUUAAACAACCAUCAACAAAUUAAAUCUAGUAUAUCGUAGUUUCUACUAGACGUGUGAAAUCAUAGAAAGACAUCAUUUUGUCAUCAAGAAAGUUUGUGUAAAAGCUAGAAGUAUUCUUUUGAAAACUUCUUUAUUAAUUAUAUUAAUACUUAUGACCAGAUGUGUUUGUACGAAGCACGUGACUGACGGCUUUAAUCGAUUAGCCCCUGUCCCCGUUAUCAUCUCGGACUUGUACAAGGCUAUCAACUGAUACGAGAAGUAGCCUUGCUCAAGUCCGAAAAUUUGUUCAAAGGGAUAGACUAGUCGAUUCAAGCACAUAUAGUUGGAAGGAAUGUAUAAUCCAUAAUCACUGGUGAUUAAUGAAAGGUGCCAAAAUCUACCUUGAUACUGCUGAGGAACGAGAAAACCCUUCAUGAACUUGAAACUCACGUCAUGUUUAAUAGUUGACUGUUUUAUAUCUAAGCGGCGUGC
Molecule: messenger RNA, 1649 nt
Organism: Mizuhopecten yessoensis (Yesso scallop)
Lineage: Eukaryota; Metazoa; Mollusca; Bivalvia; Pectinida; Pectinidae
Product: myosin regulatory light chain 12A-like
Exons: 4
Coding region: 131-700 (189 amino acids)
Cellular component (GO): cytoplasm; myosin II complex
Molecular function (GO): calcium ion binding; myosin heavy chain binding
Source: RefSeq, a predicted model, not a curated record